AUGGCCCAACGUCAGACCAGGCGCUUCAGAACCACCCAGGAGACCCCCAUCACGAGGGAGAUGCUGCUCGACUCCUCCUCCUCGCUCCUCUUCUCGCUGCUAUUGGCCCAGCUGCCCGUCUUCACGUCGGCCUCUCCCGUGCGCCGCUCCAGUGACCUGGACAAGCUGUCCAACCAGACCAGGAACCUCAUGAAGCUCACGCAGGAGCUGCUGAGGGAGCACGCGUUCGACUCGGAUGUGGAGUCCCACAGGUUUAGGUCCCUGCCAGAAAUGAGCAACAGAUCAGCCAAUGACCUCACCAAUCUUGAGCUGAAGCCCACACUCUCUCAGCUACAUGCUGACCUGAAGUUGUAUGAGCAUCACUUUGAGUGGUUGAACCGGGUGUCAAAGAAGCACCACCACCCCGCAGUGCCCAAACUGAUGGAGAUGAUCAAAGAAAUGAAAUCGCUCAUCAAUCUGCUGAAUCGUCAGAUGCAGAGAAUUGAAGCACCAAAGCUGACUUCUGCCACCCCCUCCCUCCCUCCUCACCUCCCCUCUCACUUUGACGUCCUGCAGUCCAGCCACGAGCUUCUCCAGCACUUCAAGCUCUUCUGUGAUUGGGCGUAUAGAGCGUUCCUCAGCCUCAGGCCCAAAGCUUCUGCAGUGCAAUGA
This is a messenger RNA of Nematolebias whitei (Rio pearlfish), 651 nucleotides long. It is a transcript of the gene il11a, whose product is annotated as interleukin 11a. The transcript is spliced from 5 exons. The record is from RefSeq and is a predicted model, not a curated record. Gene Ontology annotation, biological process: positive regulation of MAPK cascade; positive regulation of cell population proliferation. Gene Ontology annotation, molecular function: cytokine activity; growth factor activity. Gene Ontology annotation, cellular component: cytoplasm. NCBI's taxonomy places the organism in Eukaryota, Metazoa, Chordata, Actinopteri, Cyprinodontiformes, Rivulidae. Bases 1 to 651 code for a protein of 216 amino acids.